AUGACGAAAUACACUAUCGACAUCACUUCUGAUACCUCGUGCCCGUGGUGCUACAUAGGUGUAUCCCGCCUCCAGCGCGCCAUCACAGAGCACACCAAACUCUACCCAGGCGACACAUUCGACCUGCAAUGGCACGCAUUCUACCUCAUGGCCGAAGCAGCCGUUUAUCCCGGUGUCAAUAAAAUACAAUUAUACGAAAUGCGAUUUGGUGACUCGGCCUUGAAAGCUUUGACGGCCCGCCUUCGCGCAGUCGGGGCCCAGGAAGGGAUAAAUUUCUCCUUUGGUGGGAAUACGGGGUCGACGAGGGAUUCGCAUCGUCUUUUGUAUCAGGUGGGGAAGAAUUAUGGCGGUGAGAAACAGACUCUUGUCGCGAAAGCGCUGUUCAAAAGUUAUUUUGAGAAGGAGGAGAAUAUUACGGAUAAGAAGGUACUAUUGCAGGCUGCGGUUGGGUCUGGUGCAGGGCUGGCGGAGAAGGAGGUGAAGGGGUGGUUGGAUUCGGAUGUUGGUGGCGCGGAGGUGGAUAAGGAAGCUGAAGAGGCGAGAAUGAAUUGGAUCCAGGGAGUGCCGCAUUUUUUGAUUCAGGGAGUAUAUCCUGUUGAAGGUGCGGAGGAUCCGGGGACGUUUUUGAGGGUUUUUAAAGCUGCCAAGGAUGCCCAGCCGAAGUAA
Talaromyces marneffei is the source of this 666-nucleotide messenger RNA. RefSeq lists its product as uncharacterized. Gene Ontology annotation, molecular function: oxidoreductase activity. The coding region runs from base 1 to 666 and encodes 221 amino acids. NCBI's taxonomy places the organism in Eukaryota, Fungi, Ascomycota, Eurotiomycetes, Eurotiales, Trichocomaceae. The transcript has 2 exons. The record is from RefSeq and is a predicted model, not a curated record.